UAAACUCACCGUUUGGAAAGAGAGCAAGAAAUGAAAUCCUCAUACUUUCCUCUUCCAGUCAAAGCCAUUCUUCUCAUCCUCCUAAUAAACCAAUCAAACAUUAUUGCAAAUUCUCAACCAAUAAAUGACACCCAAUUCAUCAAAACCACUUGCCAAUCCACACCCUAUCCUGACCUCUGCCUCUCCUCUCUCUCCGACUCUGCCGCCACCAUUCACAGUAGCUGUCAUCUAAUGACCGUCGCUGCCCUCACCGUUGCUCUCACACACACGCGCUCUACCUCAUCGGCGAUCGAGAGCCUGGCCAAGUCGUCGAAUGCCUUGACGCCGCGAGAUAGUUAUGUCAUACGUGAUUGUAUUGAAGAAUUUGGAGACUCAGUUGAAGAACUAAAGAUGGCUGUGGAGGAGUUGAAGGAUAAUAACAAGAGUCGAUCCGAAACUGAAGAUAUUCGUACGUGGGUUAGUGCUGCUCUAACAGACGACGACACGUGUAUGGAUGGGUUGGUUGGAGAUGCCAUGAAUGGCAACGUAAAGGAAUCGAUAAAGGAAAUGGUGGUGAAUGUGGCUCAAUUGACAAGCAUUGCUCUUUCACUUGUAAGUUUGUUGAAGUGAGAUUGAAUGUGUAGCAAACAUUUUGGCAAAUACGUACUUGAGCAUUAUUUACAUAUUCAAUUCAUUUUGUCUAUUUGAUAGUUUUAUAAAGUUUUUAUUAUAUAUCUAAAUUUCAAGUACUUUAAUCAAA
Messenger RNA from Cucumis sativus (cucumber), 739 nucleotides. Its product is annotated as 21 kDa protein. Gene Ontology annotation, biological process: negative regulation of catalytic activity. The transcript has a single exon. Gene Ontology annotation, molecular function: enzyme inhibitor activity. Bases 31 to 609 code for a protein of 192 amino acids. NCBI's taxonomy places the organism in Eukaryota, Viridiplantae, Streptophyta, Magnoliopsida, Cucurbitales, Cucurbitaceae. The record is from RefSeq and is a predicted model, not a curated record.